Molecule: messenger RNA, 1968 nt
Organism: Penicillium salamii
Lineage: Eukaryota; Fungi; Ascomycota; Eurotiomycetes; Eurotiales; Aspergillaceae
Source: the annotation of a GenBank genome assembly
AUGCCCUCCAUCUUCACCUGGCUCCGGCGAGUCUACUCGCUGGACACCCUCGACACUCGCUUUACCUCAACCGCAACACCCGACACGCGACGUCCCGCCAAAGAUUCCCGCGCCAAUGCAAUCGCCCAAGGCGCGUCGCCAUCACUAUGGCGCACCCCGGAAUUCUUCAUCUACUAUAUAUUCUUCAUUGUCCUAGUGCCAUUGAUGUUUAAGACCGUCUCAGAUGCAUCCAAAGACGACCACCCGAUCUACUCGAAAUAUUCAGACCUCCUAUCCCCCGGUUGGAUCCCCGGCCGUCUGGUCGUAAGUGAACCAAACACAUGCGCGCUGCCUACAGCCACAGAUCCCGAUCGAACUAACCCGUCGCCAUGCUUCCAGGACAACUCCGACACACAAUAUGCGAGCUUCCGCGAUAACAUCCCCCCUCUCCUCCUCCUGCUCAUCGCACACCCACUACUCCGACGAGUCUACCAAAGAUACGCAAACCGCGGAAAGACUGAAACAAAGCCGUCGAGUCAUGCCGUGGCUGGCGCGAGCGUUGCCCGAUUCGAACAACGGAUGCACUUCGACUUUUGCUUCGGACUGGUCUUUAUCACUGCUCUGCACGGAGUUUCGGCCCUGAAGGUGCUUUUGAUCUUAUAUAUCAACUUCCGCAUCGGCAAAGAUGUUCCUCGUUCUUACGUACCCGCCGCCACUUGGGGGUUCAACCUGUGCAUUCUGUUUGCCAAUGAACUAUUAGGUGGCUACCCACUUGAAAGGAUAGCGAAGGUCAUUGCGCCAGGAUCUGGAUCUACAAUUGAGGAAACCAGUAGCUUGGUUCAAUGGGCUCAAACCCUAGAUGACCUUGGAGGACUCAUGCCACGAUGGGAAGUCCUCUUCAAGGUUACCGUGUUGCGUCUCAUCAGCUUCAACAUGGAUAACUACUGGAGUGUGGACUACCCGGCGGCAAGCCCAAUUGAACAGCUUGACCCUGCGUCCCUUUCCGAUCGUGACCGUGUCAAAAUACCCGCAGAACCCACGGCUUUCACUUUCCGCAAUUACAUUGCCUACGUGCUCUACUCUCCAUUGUACCUAGCUGGUCCGAUUCUAACAUUCAACGACUAUGCAUCCCAACAGCGAUACAAAGCUACAUCAGUCAACCGUACUCGCACAGUGAUGUAUGGCAUCCGUUUUGGCCUCACUCUACUCUGCAUGGAGCUUAUUCUCCACUACAUUUACGCCGUUGCAAUUUCCAAAGCCAAUCCAGAUUGGUCUCUAUUCAGCCCAGGUCAACUGAGCAUGCUGGCUUUCUUCAACCUACACAUCAUCUGGCUGAAACUCCUCAUCCCGUGGCGAUUCUUCCGCCUCUGGGCUCUUGUGGAUGGCAUCGAUCCACCCGAGAACAUGGUGCGGUGCAUGUCCAACAACUAUUCCGCGUUCGCAUUCUGGCGAGCCUGGCACCGCUCUUACAACCGGUGGAUCGUGCGCUACAUCUACAUCCCACUCGGCGGAGGCGGCGGUGGUCAGCGACCACCCGGAGCUCCUAGACCCGCAUCACCUCCAAAGUCUGGCUUCAUGAGCAAAUUCUUGCAGAUCCGAAACUUCCUGAUGGUGUUCACAUUCGUGGCUCUGUGGCACGAUAUCAACCUCCGGUUACUGAUGUGGGGCUGGCUCGUUACUCUUUUCGUUCUCCCAGAAGUUUUGGGCGGUAUGCUGUUCCCUGCUCAUCGUUGGCGUUCUCGCCCAACUGCGUACCGUGUUAUUUGUGGCAUUGGCUCUGUUGGAAACAUCUUUAUGAUGAUGGUUGCAAACCUGGUUGGUUUUGCGUUAGGCCUGGAUGGAUUGAAAGAUCUACUUGCUGGCUUAACGGGUUCCUACUCAGGUCUGGCAUACUUGGUCUCUUGUUGCGUGGUGCUCUUCGUCGGUGUCCAGGUUAUGUUUGAAGUUCGCGAGGAUGAGCUCCGCAUGGGCAUCAACCUCAAGUGUUGA